Messenger RNA from Sphenostylis stenocarpa, 1254 nucleotides. The record is from the annotation of a GenBank genome assembly. NCBI's taxonomy places the organism in Eukaryota, Viridiplantae, Streptophyta, Magnoliopsida, Fabales, Fabaceae.
AUGUUUGGGAGGGCACCGAAGAAGAGUGAUAACACACGGUACUACGAAAUCCUCGGCGUGUCCAAGAAUGCUUCGCAGGACGAUUUGAAGAAGGCAUACAAGAAAGCAGCUAUAAAAAAUCACCCCGACAAGGGCGGUGAUCCCGAGAAGUUUAAAGAGUUGGCGCAAGCUUAUGAGGUUCUGAGUGACCCUGAGAAGCGUGAUAUAUAUGAUCAGUAUGGUGAAGAUGCGCUCAAGGAAGGAAUGGGCGGUGGCGGUGGCCACGACCCGUUCGAUAUCUUCUCAUCGUUCUUUGGCGGUGGGAGUCCGUUUGGAUCAGGUGGUAGUAGCCGCGGUAGGAGACAGAGACGCGGAGAAGAUGUGGUUCACCCUCUCAAGGUUUCUCUGGAGGACCUUUACCUGGGGACUUCAAAGAAGCUCUCCCUCUCCAGAAAUGUCAUAUGCUCCAAGUGCAGUGGCAAGGGUUCUAAGUCUGGGGCUUCUAUGAAGUGUGCUGGUUGUCAAGGAACUGGUAUGAAGGUGUCUAUAAGACACCUUGGUCCAUCCAUGAUUCAACAGAUGCAGCAUGCUUGCAAUGAAUGUAAGGGUACUGGAGAAACUAUCAAUGACAGAGAUCGCUGCCCACAGUGCAAGGGAGAGAAGGUUGUGCAGGAGAAGAAAGUUCUUGAAGUUCAUGUGGAGAAGGGAAUGCAGAAUGGGCAGAAAAUUACAUUCCCUGGUGAAGCUGAUGAAGCGCCUGAUACAAUUACCGGCGACAUUGUCUUUGUCCUUCAGCAGAAGGAACAUCCCAAAUUCAAAAGAAAGGCUGAAGACCUUUUUGUAGAGCACACCUUGUCCCUUACCGAGGCUUUGUGUGGUUUCCAAUUUGUCUUGACUCACUUGGAUGGCCGUCAGCUUCUUAUUAAAUCAAAUCCCGGGGAAGUUGUCAAACCUGAUUCAUACAAGGCUAUUAAUGAUGAGGGAAUGCCCAUGUAUCAGAGGCCAUUCAUGAAGGGGAAGCUUUAUCUCCACUUCACUGUGGAAUUCCCAGAUUUUCUAAAUCCGGAUCAGGUUAAGGCUUUGGAGGCUGUUCUGCCCCCGAAGGUGCCUUCACAGUUGACUGACAUGGAGCUGGAUGAGUGUGAGGAGACCACACUUCAUGAUGUCAAUAUGGAGGAGGAGUCGAGGAGGAGGCAGCAACAAGCUCAGGAGGCGUAUGAGGAGGAUGAUGAUAUGCCCGGUGGUGCACAGAGGGUACAGUGUGCCCAGCAGUAA